Molecule: messenger RNA, 749 nt
Organism: Eubalaena glacialis (North Atlantic right whale)
Lineage: Eukaryota; Metazoa; Chordata; Mammalia; Artiodactyla; Balaenidae
Gene: CDKN3
Product: cyclin dependent kinase inhibitor 3
Exons: 8
Coding region: 64-702 (212 amino acids)
Biological process (GO): protein dephosphorylation
Cellular component (GO): nucleus
Molecular function (GO): protein tyrosine phosphatase activity
Source: RefSeq, a predicted model, not a curated record
AGGCUGAGACGCUGUUGCUGCCCGAGGGAGGAGGAGGCCGGUCUGGAUGUUGGGCGGCCAGUUAUGAAGCCGCCUAGUUCAGUGCAAACAAGUGAGUUUGACUCAUCAGACGAAGAGCCUAUUGAAGAUGAACAGACUCCAAUUCAGAUAUCAUGGCUACCCCUGUCACAAGUGAAUUGUUCUCAAUUUCUUGGUUUAUGUGCUCUUCCAGGUUGUAAAUUUAAAGAUGUUAGAAGAAAUAUCCAAAAAGAUACAGAAGAACUAAAGAGCUAUGGCAUACAAGACAUAUUUGUUUUCUGCACCAGAGGGGAACUGUCAAAAUAUAGAGUUCCAAACCUUGUGGACCUCUACCAUCAGUGUGGAAUUAUCACUCAUCAUCAUCCGAUUCCAUUUGGAGGGACUCCUGACAUAGCCAGCUGCUGUGACAUAAUGGAGGAGCUUGAAAUCUGCCUUAAAAAUAACCGAAAAACCUUAAUACACUGUUAUGGAGGACUUGGGAGAUCUUGUCUUGUAGCCGCUUGUCUCCUCCUAUACCUGUCUGACACAGUGUCACCGCAGCAAGCCAUCGACAGCCUGAGGGAGCUGAGAGGGUCUGGAGCAAUACAGACCAUAAAGCAAUAUAAUUAUCUUCAUGAGUUCCGGGACAAACUAGCUGCACACCUAUUAUCAAGAGAUUCACUAUCAAGAUCUGUAUCUAGAUAAAAGAAUUUCAAAUAGCAUAUAUAUAUGACGAUGGCAGAAAUUUGAGU